UCAAGUUCCAAGAAAGGAGAUUCCGACUAAACAUCGGGAAGAAUUUUCUGACCGCAGGAGCCGUUCGGCAGUGGAACAGUGACGGACCCUCCUUCAUAGGAGGGUCUGUCGGGGAUUCUUUAGCUGCAUUGCAGGGGGUUGGACUAGAUGACCUCUGGCAUUCCUUCCAGCUCCGCGAUUCACCCUCCCUCCCUCCCUGUCCCUCAGGUGUUUGAUGGCUGCUCCGUUCGGGGGGCCUGUUCUUGCUGAGGAAUUCCACAAUGCAGACGGUUAUGGAUGUGUUUUGCCCAUGAGGUAUAUAGGGGGGGCUUGUCCCCCUCUUCCCUCUCGCAUUCCUUAUUGCAAGCAUCACAAGGAGAAAUGGGACCACUGGGGGGGGAGCGCCUGCCUGACAGCCUGCGUCCCAGGAAUCAAAGAACAAACCCCACGGCAGCCCCUCCUCCUCCUCCCUCACAACUUUCCCCCAACUCUCUGCUCAGAGUUUGGGGGUCUUUUUUUUGCUCCGACCUGCACACUGCUCUUAUUGCUGACACGGGAACUACAGCUGCUUGGCGAUUCUUCCAGGAACAGCCUGGCCUGCCUGCAGCUUGGAUGGUGUUUUAUUAUUGUUUUUUAAAAGGCCCAGUUGGAGAUAGGAUCGAGCCCUUGGCCUCUGGGACAUACGAGGUCGCUGGACAAGAUUUUGUUGCUAAUAGUGUUUUAUCGGUACAAGGAUGCAGCCUCAAGCUCAGAGCAGAAACUAGACUUUGCGGUCUUUCCAAUGACGCCUCUGUCCCAAGAGCGGCUUCUAUGGUAGGAAGAUGAAAGCAUCGUGUGUCGAGUUCCUCCUCCUACUGGCAGCUAUUGUGGCCCAGUACAAAGCAUCGACUCCGCCAGAAGUCUGCAGCACAGCGGAGACUGCGGACAUUUUGUUCCUCGUGGACGAAUCGUGGAGCAUCGGGGAAAGCAACUUCCAGCUGAUCAAGGAUUUCAUUUACACCAUCGUACGGACGUUUGAAAACGUGGUGGUGGGAAAGGCGGGUGUCCGUCUAAGUGUGGUGCUCUACGGGGACAAACCAAGAGUAAGUAUCGAUCUGACAGACUACAUCACCAUUGAGGAGGUGCUGGUGGCUGUCCGAGACCUGCUCUACAAAGGGGGCAAUGCCAAGACAGGGAACGCUCUCUCCUUCCUAGCAGACACAAUGGUCAGUGCAGGGACACUGAGAGAAGAUGCUGCAAAGGCGGUCGUUUUAAUCACAGACGGGAAAUCUUCUGAUUCCGUCGACGAGCCAGCAGCAACCCUUAAGAACAGGGGGGUAACCGUGUUUGCUGUGGGAAUUAGAAAUGCAGAUAGGAACGAGCUGAGGAAAAUAGCAUCCGAUCCCAUCGAGGAGCACAUGCUCUACGCCAAAGACUUCAGCCAACUCGGCAGCCUCUCGCGAAAGGUGUCCCGGAGGCUUUGCUUCACGGCUUCGGAGCCCCCACAACCUGCCAAGCAAACGGCCAAUGUUGAGAAGAUUGUUGGGCCGCGGGACCUCACAGUCAGCGAGGAGAGCCACAGCUCUCUGAGACUUAAUUGGACACCCGCAACCGGGAAAGUGACCAGCUACCGUAUCAUCCUGGACUCACUCUCAGCUGGCGGACAGGUCUCUCCAGAGGAUCAGCAGCAGGUUGUUUUGGAUGCCAACAAGAGCUCAGCGCUGGUGACGGAUCUGAAACCCAACACCAAAUAUUUAUUCACUGUCAUGGCUGUCUACUCUGAUGUUCUGGGGGAGCCAGCGACUGUCAAAGGGAGAACAACAUCCAUACCUACAGUGACCCAUUUCCGGGUCGUAGAAGAAGGACUGUUCAGCCUGAAAGUGGCUUGGACCCCUCCGUUGGGAAAACUGGAAGGCUACAAGGUCUACCUGCCAACAAACAGGCCUGGGUCGACCUCGGAAAAGAUUCUGGCCCGGGAUGUCUCCUCGCAUGUCCUCGAUAACUUGCAGGAGGACACAAACUAUACUGUCAGCAUUUAUGCCGUCUACCCAGAAGGGCCUAGCCAGGCGGUGUCAACAACUGGCAGAACUUUAAAGCUGCUGUCCGUGGGAAACUUUGUGCUUGAGAAUGCAACAACCAAUACAAUCCAGGCCAGAUGGAUGCAAGUCAGAGGUGCCUCCGGAUACAGGCUGACGUGGGAGUCUUCAGAAGGCAGCAUUCACAACGUGAACUUGGGGGACACUUACAGCUACUACAGGAUCCAAGGACUGCAACCAGGCAAUGAAUACGUCGUCACGGUGAAUCCGGUCUUUGGCGCCAUUGAAGGACCGAUAGUCACUGCGAAGGCAACAACCUUGUCGUCCAGCGCCGUGGAGAUUUUGAAAGCAACCGAGGUCACCAUCAGUUCCGUGCUGGUUUCCUGGAACUCGGUGCCCGGGGCAACUGGGUACCGGGUGAUGUGGGGCCCAACUCCAGAGUUCUUCGGAAGAGACCGACCCCGGCAGCUUGCUCUGAACAGCUCCAAUACAGCUUACCGCCUGCAAAAUUUGGCUCAUAACACGGAAUAUGUGAUUUCGCUGUAUGUCCUUUUUGGUUCGGUAGAGGGUCCGGGGAUCACCAUUACUGCGAAGACCUCUCCUCUGGGCUACGUGACUCAUUUCAAGGCAACCUCUUCCUCGAGCACCUCCAUCUCUCUGUCCUGGAAUGCUGUCCCUGCAGCCAACAAAUAUAAGAUUGUCUGGAAACCAUCCGGAACCGAGCUAGAGAAAGACACUGCUCAGAGCCAUCUCCUAGACAGCGGAGUGCUUGCUUACCGUCUGGAAAACUUGCUGCCUGACACCCAGUACACCAUCGGGAUUUGUGCUGUGUUUGGAACUUCCGAUGGAAGAGUAGUCACCCUUACUCAAGGCACCGGAUCUCGUGGGAACCUCUCCAUUCCCCUUCCAAUGGUUCCAUCUGCAAAACCUAUUACAACUAGAUUCCUGCCAUUGAGUUCAAGACAACCCACUCCUCCAGCAGCCACCUCUCUCAGGCCAAGAAUCACCUCCGCACACACAGCGAGGAUCCCUAAGGCAACAGCGCCGCCAGCUCCCACCCCUGGCCCAGUCUGCAGCAAAUCCAAAGCAGACAUUGCCUUUCUGGUGGAUGAAUCGUCGAGCAUCGGCCAAAGCAAUUUUGCCAAAAUAAAGGACUUCCUCUUCCGCAUCGUCUCUUAUUUCCCCAAAAUUGGGCCUGAAGGUACACAGAUUGCUGUAGCCCAGUACAGUGAGGAACCCAGGACGGAAUUCCACUUUAACCGUUAUAGGGACCGGAACGGCGUUUUGAAAGCUCUCAAGAGACUCCGCUAUGCUGGCGGAAACACAAAAACCGGUAGGGCCAUCGGCUACGUCUUGAAAGAGAUAUUCCAAGCCUUCAAGGGGAUGAGACCCUCUGUGUCCCGCACCCUGGUGUUGCUGACGGAUGGGCCAUCUCAGGACGAUGUUCUGCCCCCAGCCAAAGUGGCCCACCUUAUAGGGAUCCGUGUGAUCGCUGUGGGCAUUUCAGGGGCAGAUCCGGAAGAACUGAAAAGAGUCUUGUUGCAUCGGAACUUGAACAACCUGUUCUACGCCAGCACCUUUGACGAUCUCCCGCUGAUCCUUAGGGAGCUCAUAGAAACCCUUUGCUCUGGGUCCCAGCAAGUGGUUGCCGUGCCACAGGAAAGUGGGAUUGCCAGCAAGGAGAUGAACAAGGUGGAAGGGCUGCUGGAUGAUGCAAAGAGGGCGGCACCUGUCUCCGGUUCCCCUUCCGUUCCCCUGAUGGUUCAGACCCCGCAAGGACCCUGUGACCCAAGGUGCUCCAAAGUAAGCCAGCCAGUGAUUCAAUGCAGCAGGGUACCCCUAACUCCACCCCACGGAGACCAAGGCCCACCUGGAGAUGUGAGCUUCACGGGUCUUCACACAGGAGGGGGCUACGACCCGUUUAGUUUCACCACCAAGGGGGAAAAAGGAGAGCGGGGACUUCCUGGGAAAGAUGGGGUUCCCGGAUUGCCUGGCAGGCCUGGACGAACUGGUCCCCCUGGAUCCCCUGGACUCAUGGGUCUCCCUGGCAUUCAAGGUGAUCAUGGGCCUCCGGGAUACCCAGGACCUCCAGGGCCAAAAGGAGAUAGAGGGGAACCAGGAUAUGUGCUAGGAGGCAUGGAGGUCAUUCCAGGGCAAAACGGAUUACCCGGACCGCCUGGUUACAAGGGGCAGCCAGGAGUUCCCGGAGUGGCAGGACCACCAGGUUUGCCCGGACUCCCCGGACCGCAGGGACCACCUGGAUUGUCAGUCAAGGGUGAGCCAGGAGACCCUGGGGUCAGGGGACCUCGAGGGAAGAGCGGCGUCAAGGGAGAGAAAGGAGAAGCUGGAGAAACGGGGAAGGCUGGCUUACCUGGCCCGAUUGGACUCGAUGGUACUCCUGGAGCUUCUGGACCAAAAGGUGAAAAGGGCGAGGUAGGACUUGGCCUUCCAGGGACCCCUGGUUUAAAGGGAGCAGAAGGAGACAAGGGGGCGACAGGCCUUCCCGGAUCCCAAGGGCAGAAGGGUGAACAAGGCAUGCCAGGCGCAGAAGGACCAACAGGCUUGAGGGGCAAAAAAGGCCAAGAUGGCGUCAAAGGAGAAAAGGGAGAGCGUGGAGAGGCAGGGGUGAAGGGUCUUCAAGGAAUUGCGGGUCUUCCAGGUCCUGUUGGGCCCAAAGGAGACCAAGGCAUCCAAGGAUUUCCUGGGGCUCCAGCUAUGGGUGUGGUGGGACCUUCAGGCAAGAAAGGUACCAGGGGGGAUUUGGGGCCAGUUGGCCCCCCAGGUCCAAAAGGAGACCCAGGGGACCAAGGAGAAAAGGGAGAGAAGGGGAGCCCAGGAUUUGGCAUUCCAGGACAGCUGGGGCUGAAGGGCGAGCCAGGAGAAAGGGGAAACGUUGGCUUGUCCGGGAAGCCGGGGCAAAAGGGGGAAACUGGCCCAAAGGGUGAGAAAGGUGAGCAAGGACCGUCCGGAAGACCCGGCGAGCCCGGCCUAAGAGGUAAAGAUGGGGAAACAGGCACUCCUGGUGAGACUGGAGAGAGAGGAAUUCGGGGUCCUUUGGGUCUGCCAGGACGUCCCGGAGAGCGAGGGAUGAAAGGAGAGGCAGGAGAAACAGGCAAGGAUGGACAGCCUGGCCCCCCUGGAACUCCUGGAAAGACCGUUCUUCCUCUGGAAAGCAGCGCUGCCGUCAAAGGAGAGAAGGGAGACCCUGGGCCACCUGGCAAAGGAACAGACAUCAAGCAUUUGGAAAGACUCUUUGAAGCUUAUGGCAUCAAGCUGGCGCUGUUGAAGGAGCUGUCUGACAUGCUCCUACGGGACGGGGUCGAGCUAGUGAGCCAGCAAGUGGCCGGCUCUAGGAAGGGGAAGGGGAAGUCAGCCAAGAAGAAGCAAGGCUCUAAGCAGACCACGGGUGAUGUGCAGAGCCCACGGAAGUCUGAUGUUCCCGGCGAGCAUCUAGCGAGCACCACCACCGAAGUGGCCGGAGAAGAGCCGAGCACCCCAGUUCCAGAAGCUAAGGAAUAUCUCUUGUCUCCGCCCACUUCCCUGCCUGCCACUCUUGCUCGGACCGUUGCAGAUCUGAAGAUUAUGACAACUGCUAGCCACAAUCCUAGUGGCAACACGGUGUCAGAAGUGACAGCCAACCACACAGGCCUAUGGGAGCUGGAUGCUGAGAAAGCCAAGGGCAAUCCGGACAGACAGAGCACAACUCUGCCUCAAAGGACGAUGCAAGAGGACUCUUUGAAGCAGGUAGAAGCUACUGAGGCUGCCACCUUGGUGACCCAGGAUGGAGUUUGGUUUCUGGAAGAGACAUCUGUAAGGACGGAGACAGAGGGAGAGGUAGAAAAGAGCUCCCUUCAUCUUGGUCCAGAGACCCAUCUCCACUCGCUAGAGAACCCACCACGUCAGGUAACAGAGACCCCAGAAAAGAGGAAGACAGAUGAAGAGCUAUUCAGUGUGCCGUCCGGUCUUGAGCUGGAAACAGAGCAGAAUUCUGCAGAGCAUGUGUCGGCAACACCCACGGCGUCCACAGAACUGCUGGGGCCUCUGAAGAAAAGACCUAAGGAGCGAAAAAGGGAGAAAGAAACCAGCUGGGAAAAUGCCGGCGGCCUUUCUGAUCCCGAGGAAAGAAGCAAUGGCAGAGUCCGAAGGAUGGCAGAGACCCGGAGCCUUGAGGUGCGUUCUCCUGGUGCCCUUGGAAUUAGGGGAGCCCCAAUGGAACACCAUGCCAGUUCUGGGGCUUAUCCUGGGCCUCACAGAGCAAGGAGAAUUAAGAAGCAAAGGUCAGACAAGGUGGAUUUCCUGCCAGUUCAAGGUCAAAAGGGAGAAAAGGGAGCGCCUGGGAGCCAAGGCAGCAAAGGAGAACAGGGGGAACCAGGAGAGCCAGGGGAGCCAGGGGAGAAGGGUGCCAGAGGCGAAGAUGGAGAAAUUGGUCAAAAGGGAGAGCCAGGGAUUGGCUUCCGGGGACCUGUUGGCCAGGCUGGACCUCCUGGGCACAAGGGUGAGCCCGGCGUCCCGGGACCUCCAGGGGCACAAGGCGUCCAGGGUAUCCGUGGCAACCCCGGGACCCCCGGGUCGCAGGGGGAGAGAGGCGCCCCAGGCCCACCUGGAAUUCCAGGGCAAAAGGGGGAACACGGCAAGAGAGGCAGGAACGGUUCGGCUGGACCAAUAGGACCCCCCGGACACCCAGGACAAGAGGGGAUGCCCGGUGUCCCUGGGAUCAAGGGAAGCAAGGGUGAGGCCGGGCUUGGCAGACUGGGUCCAAGGGGACCACGAGGGCUUCCUGGGCCUCAGGGUGACGAAGGAAUUGUGGGAGUUCGUGGCCCCGUUGGCAUGAUGGGACAGAAUGGCCUUUCAGGGCCUAAAGGGGAGAAGGGCGAUGUUGGAUUUCCUGGGGCCAAAGGAGAAAGGGGAGACCCCAUGACGACAUUUGGACCUCAAGGCUACAAAGGCAACAAAGGGGACCCCGGUGAAAGAGGCCCUCCAGGGUUUGAUGGUGACAAGGGCGAGAAAGGAGAAGAUGGACCAGCAGGAGAAAAGGGAGUGAAAGGAGAAGCUGGGGCGAAAGGAAUCAUGGGCCUGUUUGGCACAAGAGGCCCAGUGGGGCAGAAGGGUGAGCUGGGCGAACCUGGAUUGCCAGGAUUUGCUGGAACCGCUGGGCUCGAUGGGAAGAAUGGUAUGAAAGGGGCAAAAGGAGACAGAGGCCUGCAGGGCCAGAAAGGGGAACCGGGGGGAGAAGGCGAUCCUGGUCUAACUGGUGACAUUGGACGGAAAGGUUCGAAGGGUUUACGUGGGUUGCCAGGAAGGACAGGACCUCCAGGAGCAGAUGGAAUCAAGGGGGAAAUUGGCGGCAUUGGGAGUCCAGGGACCUCCGGUGCAGAUGGGCUUCUGGGACCCAAGGGUGAGCGCGGAGAGUCCGGCACAGACGGGCCCAAGGGAAUUUCGGGGCAGAAAGGAGAAAAGGGCGCCAAGGGGGUGCCUGGCCUGGGAGGCUUUAAAGGACAGAUAGGCCUACCUGGCAAGGUGGGUGUCGCUGGACCACCUGGCCUGCAAGGACCUCAGGGUGAGCCAGGAGUACAGGGCGAGAGGGGUAGAAGAGGAAGGCAAAAGCUUUGUCUCAGGGGACCCCCGGGAACUCCUGGCAACAAAGGAAAAGUGGGGGAGGAUGGCCCAGCUGGUCGGAAAGGAGAAAAGGGAGAUCCUGGACUUUCUGUGGGAGACGUAAAGGACAUUGUCAGGAGCGAGAUGAGCGACAAAGAUGCUUGUGCCGGUGAGUUGGAAAUAGGGAAGACGAUGCUGUUCCAAGGGAUAAGUAUGGCAUUUCUAAACUUUCAAGGAGGUUUAGUUUCAAAUAGGUAGCU
Zootoca vivipara (common lizard) is the source of this 7849-nucleotide messenger RNA. The record is from RefSeq and is a predicted model, not a curated record. NCBI's taxonomy places the organism in Eukaryota, Metazoa, Chordata, Lepidosauria, Squamata, Lacertidae.